UUUUUAGAUGCCACAUGAGCCAACAUAGCAGACAGAGCAACAUAUUCCUGCCAGAGCUUGUCCUGGUUCUAACGGUAGCGGUGUGGCCCAGUCCAGAACCGACCAGCAGUCAUGGAUGACGUAUAUAAAGCAGCGGUAGAGAAUCUGACAGAGGAGCAGAAAAACGAAUUCAAGGCUGCCUUUGACAUCUUCAUUCAGGAUGCUGAAGAUGGCUGCAUCAGCACAAAAGAGUUGGGGAAGGUGAUGAGAAUGCUUGGACAGAAUCCAACUCCUGAAGAGUUGCAGGAGAUGAUCGAUGAGGUGGAUGAGGAUGGGAGUGGCACCGUAGACUUUGAUGAAUUCUUGGUUAUGAUGGUCCGAUGCAUGAAGGAGGAGAGCAAAGGGAAAUCAGAAGAAGAGUUGGCUGAACUUUUCCGCAUGUUUGACAAGAACGGGGAUGGCUACAUUGACUUAGAAGAACUGAAGAGCAUGCUGGAAUCCACCGGAGAACCCAUCACGGAAGACGACAUCGAGGAGCUGAUGAAAGACGGAGACAGAAACAAUGAUGGGAAGAUUGAUUAUGAUGAGUUCCUGGAGUUCAUGAAAGGUGUUGAGUAA
Messenger RNA from Xiphophorus couchianus (Monterrey platyfish), 597 nucleotides. RefSeq names its product troponin C, slow skeletal and cardiac muscles-like. The transcript has 6 exons. Gene Ontology annotation, cellular component: myosin II complex. Lineage: Eukaryota; Metazoa; Chordata; Actinopteri; Cyprinodontiformes; Poeciliidae. Bases 112 to 597 code for a protein of 161 amino acids. Gene Ontology annotation, molecular function: calcium ion binding. The record is from RefSeq and is a predicted model, not a curated record.